CUUUCUCCUUCUAUUACAUCUGUCUUUCCGUGAUCGUUUAAACCCUAAGAAAAUCUCCAGCUCACUGCAAUGGAGGUCUGUAAAUGAUGCAAGAUCCCUCCCUCUCUCCCUCUCUCUCUCUGAUUCAUUUGGGGCCGAAUCAAUUGCGUUAUUGGUCUUGAAAAGUCAUGUAUGGUAUUGGUUUAGGGUUUGGGAAAGCAGUUAUGUCAUGUGGGACACUUGCAUACAACAUUGUCCCGUCAUGGUGCCAUGGAAACAUUGAAGAGAAGAAUAACGGAAUUGGAGAAAAUAAAGAGGUGAAAGAAGAAGUCUAAAAAAAAGACGACAUUUUUGUCCAGGUUCCAGAAUCCUUGUCAUUUCUUGACACUGCAACUAUGCCCAUGAUUCUCACUGUUGUUGGAACUGCACUCUUUGCAAAGCUACUCAUGAUGUAUGAUGAUUCACACUCGCAAGAAAUGAUAGAGCGCAAAAUUAAGAAUGCCCCAGUUGGUCAAGGCACAGUUAGGAUGCUUACUCGCGAGGAAUGGGAGGAGUUUAGAGAAGUGGGGCCUAGGACUCCUUUUGAAUCCAAGCUUGCUCGUCCUAAUGAACGCAUAAGAACUGAAGAACCCGAUCGCACGCAAUGCAGCUUUUACAAGAGGAUGUCAACAAGUUGGGUUUGGCAACAUUUCUCCUUUACUAAGUUUAGAUAAGUCCGACAACAUCUCAGAUUCAAGGUGUUUGGAUUUGAUAUUCAUACCUGUUUCAAGUUUAGUUAGGUUUAGUAAUAUACCUGAUCUAAGGUGUUUGGAGUUAACAAAUAUGCUUAAUUCAAGUUUAUUUGGAUCUCGCAACAUGCCAGACUUAUAUUACUUUGAUACGAUAAACAUGUUUCUUUAAUAA
Messenger RNA from Populus euphratica (Euphrates poplar), 882 nucleotides. RefSeq lists its product as uncharacterized. NCBI's taxonomy places the organism in Eukaryota, Viridiplantae, Streptophyta, Magnoliopsida, Malpighiales, Salicaceae. Bases 375 to 692 code for a protein of 105 amino acids. The transcript has 3 exons. The record is from RefSeq and is a predicted model, not a curated record.